Messenger RNA from Paecilomyces variotii, 1587 nucleotides. RefSeq names its product putative general amino acid permease. Lineage: Eukaryota; Fungi; Ascomycota; Eurotiomycetes; Eurotiales; Thermoascaceae. The record is from RefSeq and is a predicted model, not a curated record. The transcript is spliced from 8 exons. Gene Ontology annotation, molecular function: amino acid transmembrane transporter activity. Gene Ontology annotation, biological process: amino acid transmembrane transport. The coding region runs from base 1 to 1587 and encodes 528 amino acids. Gene Ontology annotation, cellular component: membrane.
AUGGCCUGCCCAAAGUCAAUAGUCGAGAAAACAGCCGUGGAAUCGGAGGGGACGAUUUCAGCAGAAGGCACCACAUAUGGAGUCGGCGAGGUCAGGAGUCUCAAAGCAGGAUCGCAGAACUUGCACCGAAAGCUUCGCAGUAAGGAGGUACAGCUCUUUGCGAUUGGAGGCGCAAUUGGGACUUCUACCUUCGUGCAGAUGGGAAGUGCGCUUCCGAAAGGUGGUCCUGCGGGCUUAUUCCUUGGCUUUAUGAUUUGGGGAGCGAUCAUGGUUGCUGUUAACGAGUGUUUCGCUGAGAUGGUAUGCUACGUACCUAUUUCGUCUCCCUUCAUCAGACUCGGCGGACACUGGGUCGAUGAUGCGUUGAGCUUUGCUAUGGGAUGGAAUUUCUUCCUUAAUAUGGCUUUCCUGGUUCCAUUCGAAAUAGUAGCUUUCAACAUUCUCCUCACGUUCUGGACGGAUAAAGUCCCCGUCGAAGCGGUUGUCAUGGCUAUGAUUGUGGCCUAUGCUCUCCUUAACCUGAUAUCCGUCCGUUAUUUCGGUAUUGCGGAAUUCUACCUCUCGAUAUUCAAAGUCUUUCUCAUCCUGGGCUGUAUACUCUUCACGUUCAUAACGAUGCUGGGCGGAAAUCCGCUGCAUGACAGAUAUGGGUUUCGGUAUUGGAGGGAUCCGGCAACUUUCUCAAUAUGUGGACCCGAAUACGUUGCCAUCGUCGCCGGUGAAACCGAACAACCGCGGAAGGUUUUGCCCAGAGCUUUCAGAUCAUUUGUAUGGCGUAUCCUGACGUUCUUCUGUGGAUCGGCCCUUUGCAUGGGAAUCGUUAUCCCGUAUAAUGAUAAGACACUGGCGUUGAGACUGGACGAGGGAAGCAGUACUGGUGCAGCCUCCCCCUACGUGAUUGCGAUGGAGAAUCUCAAGAUUAGCGGUCUCCCUCACAUCGUCAACGCCCUAAUUAUGACUUCUGUAUUCAGCUCCGGAAACGGUCUACUAUACUCCGCUACCAGAACGCUCUACGGCAUCUCUCUCGAAGGAAAAGCGCCCAAGAUAUUCUCUCGCUGCACCCGCUUUGGAGUCCCCAUAUAUGCAGUCAUGGUUGGAUUGGCAUUCUGCCUCCUCGGCUUUCUACAAAUUAGCAAUUCCUCCGCGAAAGUCCUCGGCUGGCUUGUCGACCUCGUCACUGCCUGCCAACUGCUAAAUUACAUGUCUGUCGGUAUCACCUAUCUACACUUCCACGCCGCUCUACAAAAGCAGGGUAUCGAUCGAAACACUCUCCCCUAUAAGGGAAAGUUCCAACCAUAUGCAGCCUAUGUCUCCGUGGUCGGGACGGUAGUCAUGAUGCUAGUCUCUGGAUACUAUUUAUUCAUGAAUGGCGGAUGGGAUACGCGAUCUUUCUUCCUUACGUAUACUAUCAUUGGUGCUUUUGUUUUGGCAUUCGUCCUGUGGAAAUUUGUGCAGCGGACGACUUAUAUUCGUCCGGGAAUGGCGGAUCUGCAGGUUGGAGGGCUGAAGAAGGAGAUCGAUGAGUAUGAAGAGCAGUAUAUCGCUAGGCCGAAGUCGAAGAUGACUUUUCUGGAUCGGCUGUUUUGA